ACGAGUGGCUCUCCAACCGCGCCGCUCUGGUCAUGGAAGCCCCUGGAUAGACCACGUACGACGUCUUGUGUAUAAGACGCGUGCAUGAGGCACCAUGCUGUCGGCUGUCUUACUACUGUCGACGUCGCGGGCGUUGAUGGACCUCAAGUGGACGUUUUUGGACCAUCUCGAGAUUCCCGUAAUUCAAGCGAUUUGGACGCUAAUUUGAUUCGCCAGAGACCAAGAAAUCAGCAUGUCGACCGACGAGACGCCCCAAGAGAUGCCCCAAGAGAUGCUCGCGCUGCCAGCGUCGACGCCGACGCCCGGCGGUGCGCCGAUCAACGUCACCGCGGGCGGCAACGCGGUCGCGCUCGACCACCUUGGGCCCAUGGUCGUGCAGGUGGACGGGUCGCUCAUGCGCAUCACCGACUGGGCGACCAAGACGGACCACGAGAAGGCCAUGAUCCAGCGCGUGAUUGCCAAGCGCAACAAGGAGCGGCUCGACGCGCUUCUGCUCGCCCAGGCCGCCGAAAUGGACUAAUGCACUUGGCACUCUUCCGUUCUUUGCUCAAGGCAACAAACUGUGUGGGCACGAGCCACGAGCA
Messenger RNA from Saprolegnia diclina VS20, 584 nucleotides. RefSeq lists its product as hypothetical. Lineage: Eukaryota; Oomycota; Saprolegniomycetes; Saprolegniales; Saprolegniaceae. The record is from RefSeq and is a predicted model, not a curated record. The transcript has a single exon. Bases 233 to 520 code for a protein of 95 amino acids.